This is a messenger RNA of Sipha flava (yellow sugarcane aphid), 1040 nucleotides long. RefSeq lists its product as uncharacterized. The transcript is spliced from 6 exons. Bases 133 to 933 code for a protein of 266 amino acids. NCBI's taxonomy places the organism in Eukaryota, Metazoa, Arthropoda, Insecta, Hemiptera, Aphididae. The record is from RefSeq and is a predicted model, not a curated record.
UGUUGUUAUUUUAAAUAUUAUCUUUUGUGUUACUAUGGUUUCAUAUUUAUUAGAUCUAUGGUGAUUCAUCAGCCAUUAGCGUAUUUAUGAAUAUUUGUUGCCAUUUAUAUUUAUUAAAAAAUUUUUGCCAUUAUGUCUACAUCAAAAUAUACUUUUUACCAUCUUUCUAAUAAAGAUCCUGCUGGAUUAUAUACUAAAAUGAUUCAAGAGUAUCUUCUUAAAUGGUCAAUGAAGAAAUGUUUACACGUCGAUUAUUACGCUUUUAAUCAAGAGUUUACAGAAGAUGACAUUGAGCAGUUUGCAUUGGAUUUAUUCCGAGAUUGCAAUGUAGUGACCACCUUACAGACCCACUUUGACGAAUUCAAAGGAAACAACGUAAACCGAGUACAGACGGAAACGAUUCCUUGUAGCGUCACGUCUAUGAUGUUUUUCGAUAGACUCUUGGACCCCAAAAAUAACAUCGUUUGCAGUGGUACUGAUAAUGAUGGUAACCAUAGAAUACGCCAGUGCAUGGAAGUGUUCAAAAACGGCAUAUACAUCUCGAAUAAAUUAAAAAUGAUGUCAUUCGAAGAUGAAUCCAGUGAAUAUUUGUUGUACAGUGAAGACGAACGCGCGGAGUUUAUAUUUCGACUGUUGCAGCAUUUUUUGAUCGGUGGACGUUGGUGUCAAGACGACGAAAUCAUUGAACCGUAUUUGACAGCAACGAAACAUGUGUACAAAGAUUUACUUAAUGUCGAGAAAGUAACUGACUUCGGGAUACGAGUUUCGUCCAAGAUAUACAAAGUCGUUGCUUUCAAUUCUAAUAACAAGAUUUCAUUUCCAAAAGAAAGCAUAAACUCCGCACCAUAUAGUUUUGCUUAUUUAUCAGUGAACCCGAAAACUCGAACGGUUGCUUUAUUUUUUCAUAAUGUCGGAGACAAAAUUUAUACUUGAAUAAUUUAUAAGUAAUCACCAUUGUGCUUGAAGGCUGCUUUGAUAUAUAUUUUUUUUAUUAUACUUCUGUGAAUAUAUUAUAUUGAACAUUUUAAUUUUAUUAAACA